AAGAAGAAGAAGAAGAACUGGAGGCGGAACUACACGGAGGAGACCGACAGUUCCUGUCGGACAGAGAUUCGGUGAAGCCACAGCCAAACAAACCGCGCGGAGGCUAACAACUAGCAGUGCCAAACCCGCAGUCCCGGUCCGACCCCAGCAGCAUGUACGCGGACUUCCGAGCUCCCCGGCGCCGCCUCCGGGUCACCGAGGAGCUCGAGGCUCCGCUGCCGCUCAGCCCGCGCGAGAGGAGCCACUUCCAGGCAGAGCUCCUCAAUCAGCACGUGCUGGUCUGUGAUCCGGAACACAGCCAGAAGAUCCACGACCAGGGUUACUUUGGUAAAGGGGUUCUGUCCAGAUCCAGACCGGAGCACAGCAUCUCCAACCAAUGGGAGCAACACGAAGGCGUGUUUCUACCUGUGGUCUCACAGGCCAGGUAUGAGGAGCUGCUCAAGUGGGUGGGGUCAGCUCUGUCUGCUCAGGGAUGGGAUGAAGAGGCUGUUCAUCAAACCCUGCUCAGGCUUUCUCAGCCAAUACAAAUGGAGGAUGUGAGGAACCAGAUGGGAGGGGAGGGGGAGGCAGAGGAGAACGGUGAGAGGGGGAAGGAGGAGCCGGAGCAAGGAGGAGGAGUCAGCCCCCAGAUGAAGAGGUCAAGACGGGGGUCAGAGGUCGAGCCGGAGGCCAAGAGAAGCUGCAGCUCCAGCUCAGAACAGGACUCCGACUCCACCUUGGACUGUGAUCCUGACUCGGAUCCUGAGCCGGCUCCUCUGGUUCCUGGUCCUGGUUUCCUCCUGGUGGUCUCUGACGGUGAGACUGGAGGCGGGGUCAGGGAGGUGAGGCGGACACCGUUCUUUCUCUCCGAGUACCUGCAGCUCAGUCUGGAGGAGGCCUUCUUCCUGGUCUACAGUCUGGGCUGCCUGUCCGUCUACCUGCAGCAGGAACCCCUGUCCAUCGUGCAGCUGUGGAGGACGUUUCGGUCCCUGCGUCCUGAUUUCGUCAGCUCCUAUGCAGUCUAUCAUCACUUCCGCAGCAAGGGGUGGGUCCCUAAAGGAGGGGGCGGAGCCAAGUAUGGCGUAGACCUCAUGUUGUACAGGAAAGGACCACCUUUCUACCACGCCAGCUACUCUGUGGUAAUUGAACGGGCUGACGAUGCAUUCAGGGCCUCACCGUUGCGCCCGUUUUCGUGGCGUUCUCUGGCAGCUCUCAGCAGGAUUACCGCCAACGUGUCGAAGGAGCUGAUGCUGUGCUACAUCAUCUAUCCAGCCGACCUAUCAGAGGCUGAGCUGGACUCACCUGUGUGUCUGAGAAGGCUGAAGGUCCAGGCCUGUGAAGAUUCAAGAUGUGCACCAUUCAGACGCUGAUGUCAGAUCCUAGCAGCGGCGUCGUUCUCCCUGUUGUUCUGACCGUGUCCCACCAGGACGAGACCCUGAAUCACACCCCGAGACAGUCCUGCAGCCAGUGUGGAACGUGACCUUUGAGACGCUGCCUCUGAACCUGAGAGCCCGAUGAGCCGUAGAACAUGGAUGUGGAAGCAGUGGUUGCCAUGGAGAUGAAACCCAGGGUUAGGAGCUGCUUCCAUCCCAACAUUUCGGUUUUUAGGUCAACUUCAUGCAGCUCCACCCGCCAGUAACAGCUGAUUAGCGUCCAUCACACUGAUCAACGCUGAGGAGUGUCAGGGGUCAGUGAAGCUGUUUCAGCAACACUGACGUAUCGACCUGCUAUCAUGUUAGCAUGUUAGCAUGAGCUACUUAACUAAGAGCAAUUACCCGUUAGCCACGUUAGCCAUCUGCAAAUAAAGAGUGAGACCGGAGCAGAGCAGCCAAUCAGCCGAGCUGAUGAAUAGAAGCUCCGCCUCAAUGACCAAGUUGCUAGUAAUGGGGGCGGGGUUUAGGGUUGCCUGCUGAUGAAACACUUUGGUGAUGUAGUUUUCUCU
Molecule: messenger RNA, 1921 nt
Organism: Neolamprologus brichardi
Lineage: Eukaryota; Metazoa; Chordata; Actinopteri; Cichliformes; Cichlidae
Source: RefSeq, a predicted model, not a curated record